Molecule: messenger RNA, 2002 nt
Organism: Paralichthys olivaceus (Japanese flounder)
Lineage: Eukaryota; Metazoa; Chordata; Actinopteri; Pleuronectiformes; Paralichthyidae
Gene: hyal1
Product: hyaluronidase 1
Biological process (GO): carbohydrate metabolic process; hyaluronan catabolic process
Cellular component (GO): cytoplasmic vesicle
Molecular function (GO): hyalurononglucosaminidase activity
Source: RefSeq, a predicted model, not a curated record
UUUGUUCCCUUUUCCUGCAUGUGAUUCUGAUCAUGUGACUGCUGGUAGAGCACACGCACAGACACACACACACACACUGAAAUCUCUGCUCUGUGUUUGAACAGGGAUGAGUUCCCGUCAUCUUCCGCUGCUGCUGCUCUGCAGUCUGCUCUGCCUUGUUUCAGGGCUGCGGCUGAAAGCAUCCUCUUUCUCCCAGGUGCCUUUCCUGACUGUGUGGAACGCCCCCACUCUCAGCUGCCUCUCUCAGUAUGGCGUGGACCUCGACCUGGGGACCUUCGACAUCGUCCACAACCAAAACCAAACCUUCAUGGGGGAAAACAUCACCAUCUUCUAUGCUGAAAAGCUGGGUCUGUAUCCCAGGUACUCCAGCCAAGGGGAGGCUUUGAAUGGCGGGGUCCCACAGAACGCCAGUCUUGAUGAACACCUCUGGGUGGCCUCUGAAGACAUCCACACCUACAUCCCAGACAGGGGGUUCCAGGGCCUGGCUGUGGUGGACUGGGAGAGCUGGAGACCUGUGUGGGAGAGAAACUGGGACAGUAAGCAGGUGUACUGGGAAGCGUCGAGAGAGCUGGUAAGGGCCAUGCACCCGGACUGGAGCCCCGCGCAGGUGGAGGCUGUAGCCCGGGUGACGUUUGAGGAAGCAGGGAGGAAUUUCAUGGAGCAAACGCUGAAACUGGGGAGAGAGGAAAGACCUAACGGGUUAUGGGGUUACUAUGGUUUCCCAGACUGCUACAACUAUUUGGGCAAAGAGAUAAACUACACAGGGGAGUGUCCGGCUGUAGCGAUGAAGAGGAACGACGAGCUGCUGUGGCUGUGGAACAGUUCCUCUGCUCUGUAUCCUGACAUCUACCUCAGCCUCGAAAUGCGAGGCCUCAGCCAAGAAGUUCUCCUCUACACUCACCACCGCAUCCUGGAGGCCAUGAGGGCGGGAGCUCAGGUGACUCCCUCAGCACCGCCUGUAUACCCCUACAGCCGCAUCGUCUAUACCUACACGUUUGAUUUCCUCUCGCAGGAGCACCUGGUCUACACCAUCGGGGAGAGCGCUGCUUUAGGGUCUGCAGGGGUGGUCCUGUGGGGCGACCAUGCCUUCUCCAAGUCUAAGGCCACUUGUGACGCUAUCAAAUUCUACAUCGAUCAGACGCUGGGUCCUUACCUGGUGAAUGUGACGUCAGCGGCCGCUCUGUGCAGCCAGACGCUGUGUUCGUCUCAAGGCCGGUGUCAGAGGAAGAACCCGACCUCCAGGGCCCACCUCCACCUGGACCCCGCUGUGUGGAAGGUGGUGUCUGAGAAGGGGCCAGACGGGAGGAAUAACUACAAAGUUUUAGGACGGAUGAGGGCCGACAAGUUCACAUUCAUGUAUUCUGAGUUUCAGUGCAACUGUUUCCCAGGGUGGGUAGGUGGGAGCUGCUCGCAGCCGACUCAGGGAUGACAGACUUUCCUGUGAGGAAAUCGAGGUAAUACAAGGACAGUAUUGGUCUAAUAAAUGUAGCAAAGUGUGAAAAUGUGUGAAAAUGAUCCACUGGGGCUUGUUUGGCCCACAGGUCAUUUUCUGCUUGAGUGCAUAUGAUCUCUUGUGAAUGUAAAUUUCCCCAAUCUUUGAGCAAUGUGUUUUCUUAAUUAAUGACUUCCCUUAGUUUAGGAAAUAAAGCCCCUCUAAGUCUUCUCCACUCAAAUAUUGGGCUUAUUGUUAAUUUAAUUGUAUGUUUGAUCUUCAGUGUACAGAAUCAUGUGCUGAGUUUUAUACAGGAAAACAGUUUUUAAAUGUACCUGCUGAAAAGGGAAAGUUUUACAAGCUUAAAUCUAAUGGAUGUAAUUUAAAGAUUUUGUAGCUAAUUACCACGUCUUGUGUGUGUGUGGAAAAAAAUCCCAAAUGAUCAAAGCAUUUAUAUAUGUCUUCAAAUGUGGCUGGAUGACAUCUUUAAUGUUAUCUUCACUGAUAUUGUGUUAGUUUUAAAAUGAUGGUCUAAUGAUACACUAAUAAACGUUAUGUUUGUUAUAAGAA